UGUUUAGGGCUCGAUAGUAGUAGUGGCAACCGGUGGCGUCAUAACUACUCGAUGAGUCGCCAUAUUUGUUGUAAGCAAGCGAUUACUCUUGGCCGCAUCAACAUAAAUUGAAACUCUCACUCAUAUCAACCGCUAUAUAUAUACAUUUAUACAUAUACACUAAAGAGUUGUAAGAGUGAGUAAGCGUGAGUACAACUGAGUUGUCGUCGGACACCUGUGAGUGCCUGUGAACAAUUAUUUAAACUAUAUUUUUUUAAAAUAAGGGCGUGUCACGAUGAAGUUUAUAAUAUUAAUUGCUACUGUAUUUAUACAAACAAUAACUUGUCAAAGGGCUCCGACGAUAUCAUAUAUAUCACAGGAACAAAUAAAAGAUAUUGGCGGUACUGCAGAAUUACAAUGUUCUGUUCAAUAUGGUCAAGAUUAUCCAGUUUUGUGGGUUAAAAUUGAUAAACAGUCGAACGACCAAACUCCACUUUCUUCUAAGACGUCACUUAUCAUUCGUGACAGUAGAUUUGCUCUCAGAUACGACACAGCAACUUCUACAUAUACUCUUCAAGUGAAAGACAUUCAAGAGACUGACGCUGGGCAUUAUGAGUGCCAAGUACUUAUAUCUCUAAAUAAUCGAAUUCGUGCAGGUGUUGAACUUCAAGUUCGUCGUGCUCCAUUUAUUAGUGACAAUUCAACACGUGCUGUAGUUGUCAGUGAGGGUGAACCUGUCCAACUUGAGUGCUAUGCCGGUGGUUUUCCUACUCCUAGAAUUUAUUGGCGUAGAGAAAAUAAUGCCAUUUUACCCACAGGCGGUUCUGUUUAUCGAGGAAAUAUAUUAAAAAUAGCAUCAGUACGUAAAGAAGACCGUGGAACAUAUUAUUGCGUUGCCGAUAACUCAGUUGGACGAGGAGCAAGACGAAAUAUCAAUGUCGAAGUUGAAUUCGCUCCAGUAAUAACAGCACCUCGACCACGUUUGGGUCAAGCAUUGCAGUUCGACAUAGAUUUGGAGUGUCAUGUUGAAGGAUAUCCAGUUCCUGCAAUAACUUGGAUAUACAAUGAUGUAGAAUUGUCAAAUAAUCAGCACUACACUAUAUCCCAUUUUGCUACAGCCGAUGAGUAUACCGAUUCUACACUUCGUAUAAUUACUGUUGAGAAGAGGCAGUAUGGAGAUUAUAUUUGUCGUGCUUUCAAUAAACUUGGUACUGCUGAAAGUAAAAUAAAUCUUUAUGAAACAAUUAUUCCGGUAUGUCCACCUGCUUGUGGUCAAGCCAAAUACGGAGCUGGUGCUAUUCCAGUUUCAUCUGGACCUCUCAUAGCUUUUGUGUUGAUAAUCGCUGCCUUGUACAAAAACAUCAAUGCCAAAUAUUAAUUUUCCCGGGUUACUUUCGUCGACGGGACAUAGAAAUUUUUUAUCCAAGUGGCUUCUAGCAAUUUUCGGAAUAACAAUAUUACAAAAGGUUUAAAGUUUAACGAGUUUUCUCGACGUUUUUAUAUAAAAAAAAAAUAUUUUCCCUGACGAUUUAGAUAUUUAAAUACUCGACAACAUCGAAAUUUUUUUUU
This is a messenger RNA of Microplitis demolitor, 1548 nucleotides long. It is a transcript of the gene Lac, whose product is annotated as lachesin. The transcript has 7 exons. Lineage: Eukaryota; Metazoa; Arthropoda; Insecta; Hymenoptera; Braconidae. Gene Ontology annotation, cellular component: neuron projection. Bases 275 to 1357 code for a protein of 360 amino acids. The record is from RefSeq and is a predicted model, not a curated record.